AUGGCCAUCCAAAGAACCGUCGCCAAUGCGUCUUCGGUCGCAAUAAGGAUAGGGUCCAUUGCCUUUUUCCGUGCUUUUCCUGCUCAUCUGCCGUCCAUCAUCUUCGCCCUGUUCGCCAUAUACAUCCCGUCCUUCUUGACGAGCCUGUUCUCCUCACCCGAGCUUGAAGUUGUGGGUGAUCGCGUUGAUGUCACUAUCAAAGAAGCUGUAAUCGAUGACGAUGACGAUGAGGAGCUUGUCGCCGAGGAGGUGGAUGUGAAAGAAACCAUCUCUUUUGCCGGAAAAGAUGUCCCAGCAUGGAAAAUCAUCUUUUAUGGCGCUCCUAGUUCGAAGCGACCGUUCAGUUCUCUGCUGAGCUUUCUCAUUAACCUGGUGUUUGUUGGUCUUACUGCCGACGCUCUGUACCGUGCCAGGUGGUAUUACCCGGCUAAUGACCUGUCUUUUGUGCGACUUGGGUUUGUCUCGCACAACGAGGCCAAUUUUCUUAUUCGAGAGCCCGACCAGACCAAGAUGCCCGUCACAUUCCAGAUCCGACACUACAACGGUCUCAUUUGGCAGUCUGUUGGCAGUGUGAAAGCGACCACCAAUGAGACUGAUUUCACCGGCGCGCUUACGAUUCCGCUCCUGAGCUAUACAGAGCAGCAAAAGUAUGAAUGGAGGACCUCGAACAACCACACGGGUGAACUGACGGCUGCACCCAAGCCUGGUAAGAUGCCGGUUCAGAAUGGAGGCAAAUAUACGUUUUUGUCUACUUCGUGCAUCUUACCUCGUUUCCCUUACAAUCCCUUGGACCACCCCCUUGCAAUUCCGGGCCUACGGAAUCUCGCCAAGAGAUUGCCUGAACUAAGUGCUCAGUUUAUGCUCUUCUUGGGCGAUUUCAUCUACGUCGAUGUUCCCGAGCGCUUUGGAAAGUCCGCUGAGGAGUAUCGUAUGCAGUAUCGUCAGGUCUAUGCCUCUCCGGAGUGGCCCACUGUUGGCCAAAACUUGAGCUGGAUUCAUGUCCUUGAUGAUCAUGAGAUUGCAAAUGACUGGGAUGCAAACACUACUGGUAUUUACAAAAAUGCCGUGGACCCCUGGCACAUAUAUCAAGCUCAGAUCAACCCUCCAGCUGCUAUAGCUGCAGGCACGAAGAGUGAGCGCCGCCCUGGCGCUACCUGGUUUGAAUUUGUGCAGGGUCCCGUGAGCUUCUUUAUGCUCGACACUCGCAGCUACCGAUCUAGCAACAAGACACCUUUUGAGGAUACAGAGAAGACGAUGCUGGGUGCUGACCAGUUGGCUGAUUUUCUGGCCUGGCUCAAACGCCCGGAGCCCCAGGGCGUCAGAUGGAAGUUUGUCGCAUCAUCUAUUCCAUUUACCAAGAACUGGCCUGUGAAUGUAAAGGAUACCUGGGGCGGAUUCUUGGUCGAGCGAAAGAAGGUUCUUGAAGCCAUGUGGGGCGUUUCUGCUCGAGGAGUCGGAGUUGUGGUCUUGUCUGGCGAUAGACAUGAAUUCGCAGCGACUAAGUUCCCGCCCCCGCCAGAAUCUGACUGGCCAGAGGAGGCCACUGUCUACGAGUUCUCUACAAGUCCGCUCAACCAGUUUGCUUCCCCUAUCCCUUCGUAUAAGCAAGUGGACAAUGAAGACGUUUUGAUCCAAUAUCAUCACUCUGGCAUGUCCAAGUUUGGUGCCUUUACUAUCGAAGAAGAGGAUGGCGACAGCAAGCUUCUGUAUCGUCUCUUUAUUAGUGGCGAGGAGAAGUGGAACACAACCAUCACUGCGCCGCCACUGCCCGCUGAAGAGGAGAAAAAGGCUGCUUCAGGUUCUUUCUGGGAUCGGCUUAAGAAUUGGUAA
Trichoderma gamsii is the source of this 1830-nucleotide messenger RNA. RefSeq lists its product as hypothetical. The transcript has 5 exons. The record is from RefSeq and is a predicted model, not a curated record. NCBI's taxonomy places the organism in Eukaryota, Fungi, Ascomycota, Sordariomycetes, Hypocreales, Hypocreaceae. Bases 1 to 1830 code for a protein of 609 amino acids.